Penicillium olsonii is the source of this 1500-nucleotide messenger RNA. The record is from the annotation of a GenBank genome assembly. Lineage: Eukaryota; Fungi; Ascomycota; Eurotiomycetes; Eurotiales; Aspergillaceae.
AUGAGGCUUUUCAACUAUCUCCGACCCCGACGCGAACAGCCCACGGCGGUAUUGACAGAUGAGGUCAUACCAAUCAAUGGACUGUUUCGAUAUAUGGAUGGGACGAUGGAGUUGGCCUUCAAAUUUGACGAUGUUUUGGAGCCCGACAAAUUACGCCAAUCCCUGGAGCGGUUAUUGCAGAUAGGAAAUUGGAGGCAUCUGGGUGGACGUUUACGCCGCAGGAAUGAUUCCGAAAGCCAGGAAUUCGAGCUUCAUAUUCCUGCGCAAUACGAUUCCGCUCGUCCUGGUUUCAUCUUUAGAACAUCAGAGUGGGAUGGCAGUAUCACUGACCAUCCUGUCUGCUCGCAAUUGCCCAGAGGAACGAACAACCUCACCUUUCUUGGCUCAUCACAGAUCCUUGGGCCUCUGAUACACAGAGCAGAAGAUCCCAGGGGAAUUGAUGACUUAAUCUACACAGACUCCCCCUCGUUGUUCUUUGACCAGAUCAACUUUUCGGAUGCCACAUUGAUGCUCGUGACAUUCCCACACUACCUUAUGGACGUGAUGGGAUAUGUUACCUUUCUAAAUGCUUGGAUAUCUGUUCUCCAUGGCCGCGAAGACGAAGUUCCUGAAUGCCGCACCUUUAUUGAUGAUUGUGUUACUCGCUUGGCCAGCAAAACCCAUGCGGAGAAGUACAUGUUUUACUACUCUGCUGUGCAAGGGCUUAACAAGAUUUUUUACAUAUUUCGCAUCAUUUGGGAUAAGAUUUGGUAUCCCGAAGUGGAAUAUCCGACGGUUUGCAUCCCGGGGUGGUUUUUAAAUCGCUUAAGAAAGGAAGCCCUUACCGAGCUGGCACUAAAGUCCAGCCAGGAGAAUAACGAUACACAUUUUGUUAGCGAGAGUGAUGUGCUUCUGGCUUGGCUCACGAAAACAUUGGUGGCUGUCGCUAAACCAUCGGAGCGCAAACCACUCGUGCUCAUGAAUGUCUUUGAUGUUCGUUCAACUGUACUUCCCCCCAAAAUCGCCUAUAUUCUGAACGCUGUCACGUUCGCAUACACCAUACUGCCUGUCUCGCAGGUCUAUACCCAGCCUUUGAGUUUUUUGGCAGCUCAAAUCCGCCAGUCCCUGGAAAAGCAACGAAAUAACGAACAGAUCGAGGCCCAGCUUGCAAUGUCGAAGAUUUUUCAUGAGAAGACUGGCUCCCCGCCCAUGAUUGGGACGCGAGACAUGUUCAUGAAUAUGUGGUCUAAUUGGAGCAGAGCAAAUUUCUUCCAUCUCGAUUUCUCACCAGCCGUUCGGAAUGUCUCUGGUGCUCGAGAUAAGAGAGUUAAUGGGCUAGGUGUUCCUUCUUGCUUCCUCAACACUACCCCGAUGAACAUAUUCUGGCAUGGCGGUGGAAUUAUUUUUGGAAAGGACUGCUCUGGGAACUGGUGGCUUCAGUGGUCUCUCAGAAAAGGGGCUAAGGCCAAAAUCGAGGAGCUAUUCAAUUCUAUAAACCAAGAGCAUUGCAGUAGCUCCUGA